AUGCAGAUCUCUUGGGCUGUAUGCUCUGUCUGUGUCUUAAUACAAAUUGCAUUUCAAUCUGUGGAAGCAUGGCAAAUGUUUAAAAAUGAUGCUACAGAAAUCAUUCCUGAGAUCACUGAAAAUACAGAAACACCGAUGGAGCAGACUUUCAGCAACAACAACACAAUGAACCAGGCAAAGCAUGGAGGAAGACACAUACAGCAAGCUCCAGACCCUAACGAUGCUUCUGGCUAUAGCUGCAGAGAAAUGAGAACCACCCGCUAUGUCACAGAAGGGCCUUGCCGCAGCAUCAAGCCUGUAAAGGAACUGGUCUGCUCUGGUCAGUGUGUCCCCUCACACCUCCUUCCUAACUCUAUUGGUAGAGGGAAGUGGUGGCGUCAGAAUGCCCUGGAUUAUCGCUGCAUUCCUGCUCACCCUCGCACGCAGCGCAUCCAGAUGGCUUGUCCCGAGGAAGAGACUCGGACUUACAAAUUCCGAGCUGUCACAUCCUGCAAAUGCAAGCGCUACACUCGCUACCACAACCAGUCUGAGCUGAAGGACUUUGGAAAGGAAACUGUCAGGCCUCAGAAGAACAAGAAGCCCCGUCUCUCCAGAGCCAGGAGCAGCAAAUCUAACCAGCAUGAGUUAGAAAAUGCGUAUUAG
Messenger RNA from Leptosomus discolor (cuckoo roller), 642 nucleotides. RefSeq names its product sclerostin (gene SOST). Gene Ontology annotation, molecular function: BMP binding. NCBI's taxonomy places the organism in Eukaryota, Metazoa, Chordata, Aves, Leptosomiformes, Leptosomidae. The record is from RefSeq and is a predicted model, not a curated record. Gene Ontology annotation, biological process: negative regulation of BMP signaling pathway; ossification; negative regulation of Wnt signaling pathway.